Messenger RNA from Oikopleura dioica, 684 nucleotides. The record is from the annotation of a GenBank genome assembly. NCBI's taxonomy places the organism in Eukaryota, Metazoa, Chordata, Appendicularia, Copelata, Oikopleuridae.
AUGGAAAAAGCGACCUUCGAGAGAUUCAAAAAUACAUCAUCGAACUUCUUUCCUGCCGAUUCAAAUACAUUUAUCGCGUCUUUAGAAAAUGAAGCGAUAUCUGGAGGAGCAGUUACUGAGCGACGAUCUUGCGCAGAAAAAUCAUGCCGGGUUGUGACUCAAAGUUUUGACGAGUACUUUGGAUCGCUAGCGGAUGUCAGAUGGCUCAAAUUUGUUCAAAAUGGGAUCGGUGCUAGUUUUCGGUCGCUGAUAGUCGUCCGAGAUCCCCGAGUCCUCCUUCUUCAAAAAUACAAAGACCAGAAAAACGACAUCAUGGAAUACGCCGACGAAAUCGUCAAGUACUGCGAUUCAAUGGUCGACAACUGGUCGCGACUCUACGAUCUGACGCAGGAAAGCUUCUCAAAAAGCAUCAAAAUCAUCAAAUACGAAGAUCUUCAGAUGAAUUAUCAAAAUGAAAUCAAGGACGCGCUUUUGUUUUUGAAACUCGACAGCGCUAAAUUUGACCCUUUUCCGAUUUUUGAAGACUCGCUGAGUUUGACCUUGAGAAGGAAUAUUUACAAAGCCUUCAACGCCGUUCAAAACGACUGCGGCAAAUUCAUGAAAAUGUUUCAUUACAAUCAGCUCCUUUUCGAAGAUUUCCUCAACUCUCUCGAGUAUUUGUCGAUAACUGUAACUCAUGAUUAA